This is a messenger RNA of Drepanopeziza brunnea f. sp. 'multigermtubi' MB_m1, 2775 nucleotides long. RefSeq lists its product as uncharacterized. Lineage: Eukaryota; Fungi; Ascomycota; Leotiomycetes; Helotiales; Drepanopezizaceae. Gene Ontology annotation, biological process: regulation of DNA-templated transcription. The record is from RefSeq and is a predicted model, not a curated record. Gene Ontology annotation, molecular function: DNA binding.
AUGGCCCCUUCUCCGAUUGAACCCCCCAACCCUCCGACCCCCGAAUACACUGAAUUCAUUCAGAAGCUGGUCGCAUUCCACGAGAAGAGAGGGACGAACUUGGAGACCGCCCCGAAAGUUGGCUCCAAAUACAUCAAUCUCCUCCAUCUGUUCAACACCGUGGUAGAGCGUGGUGGAUACGACAAAUUGAGCGAUGAGAAGCUAGCUUGGAGAAAACUGGGCCACGACUUCAGUUUGGGAACCGUCCACGCGCCCGCCGUGGCGUUUACUUUGAAGUCGGCAUACUACAAGAACCUGGCGGCAUACGAGAUAGUUACGAUACACGGUAAAGAGCCUCCGCCGCGGGAGAUCUUGGAGGAUACUACGGCGAAAGGUGGUGGACUGCUCACGCGGACAUUGGAGAACUUUCGGCCCUCUCAAAAGCGAGAGCCAGGCCAGCUGGGAAAUGACUCUGAUGCGGAUGAAGAGGGCACCCCAGUUCGAGAGAGUAACGCAAGUGAAGAUACACCAGGUUCCGGCGGCAGAGCGACAAGAGGUCUGCGACAAGCUCCUCCUCAACGGCAACUCUGGCAGCCCGAUACCAGUUCGACCAGACAGACCAAAACAGUUCCUACAUCCCACCCGAAUCCCACUCACCAACAGCAGAAUCAGCACAACCAAAAUCAACCAGCACCUCGAGGUGCCUCGACAUCCUACAACCCAGCCUCAAACACGGACAACAUAUCGCAGGCCGUUGCGAACUAUGAGCCACGUCCUCAGAUGCCUCUUACCCUUCGAGCUAUUGUGACUCCAGGAAACGCACCAAGUGAAUUUGCCAAGCGCAAAAAGGCUCUGCAAGAUGCUGCAAGAUCUGCUUCCGGGCACGUCCCUACUCCUUCGCAGCGGGGUAUCAUGCUCCCCGGGACUGGUUUUGAUGGUCCAAAUAUCUAUGUCCGCUGCUUGUGUGCAUUGAGGUCAGGCAUCCAAUCUGAGCAAGAGUAUGCUCUUCACCAUUUGGUCAAGAUCUCUAUGGAACGUGGAGACAAGUACCGAUUUGAAGGAUUUCCUGGCUUGGCAGAAGCAUUGAUUGAAAAGGUCCUUGAAGUCAGCUCGUUAUUCUACAAGGUCGCCUGGGAGGUCUCGUAUACCGGCGACGGGGAAAUGGUCAGCGGGGAUCUGAUUAAUGGUGUGGAUGGUACUCCAGAUAUCCUCCAACGCAUCGCGGCACUAUCCAAACUCGAGGUUGACGACAACAUUCAGACUGAGGAACACAGCGACAGAAUGCUUCAGAUCAACGAGGCUGCCCUCACAAUACGUAACAUGGUAAUGUUGGAGGAGAAUGCGUAUUACGUGUCCGAAAUAUCACCACUGCGAGACUUUUUGAGCAUUGCCCUGAACCUUCCAAAUAUGGACAGUUCUAUCGAACUGAAGCAUUAUGCUCUCGAUAUUGCUGAACAAUUGACCAAAUACAUGCGCCUUAGCGAGACGGACCCGCUUUACACAUCCCUCCUCAGCCAGCUUCACUCCGGGGAUCGAGGUGCAAUCUUGACCGCGUUGCGAGCUAUCAGCAGAAUUUCUAUGAAUUUCGAGGAGAACAAUCUUCUCAAGGGUGUCCCGGCAGCAGCUCUACAGAACAUUCUUGACUGGACUAUGCUCAAUGACGAGGAUCUGGUUCACGCUUGCUUGGAUUUUCUCUAUCAAUACACAGCCGUCGUCGAGAACGUAGACUUCCUUAUCUCGGAACUACGGGUGGAGUCCCUCAUCAACCAGCUCGUCAGACUAUUGAUGUACGGUGGAAGAGUCAUAGAGAGAGAGUUUCUCGUCAGCAAAGAUACCAGGAGACCUGCACCGAUGAAUAUUGCACAUCUCCCGCACGAGGUAUUCUCUCACAUCGUGAAGAUCGAGGAACCGGAACGCAGCUCGCUAUGGCUCCGUUGCUUGUUCGAGGAGGAUCCCGAGGAGUCAAUCACGCAGAUUGCGUUGUGGCAAGCCUACCAAGGAUGCUUCACAAAUACACUGACAGCUUCCGGAGCUGGACUGCUCGCGGCAGCCGAGUUCAUUAAAAACGUCAGCACAACCUUUGCGGAAAAGGCCGCAGCCCAGAUUCAAACAGGACCCGUGCAAAAGUUCAUCAUCAAAGGCAUCCGGAUGCGUCAUGUCCCCGUUGACACCAAGGGUGAGGAGGCCAGCAAGUGCCUGUGGAAAGGUCCAUUCGGCGGUGCUGAGCCCUGUGGACAGUUCUUCAUGAGCCCGGAGAGCAUGUUUCGGCACAUCCUCAAGGCGCAUCUUGGAGGUGGGCAAAAUGCUGACGGGAAAUUCGACAAUGCCCCGACAGGUCGCGACUACACAUGUCUCUGGAACAGAUGCGAGCGAUACCAUUCCAAAGCUCCUGCUACCAGACUAUCGCAGAUUGCGAAUCAUAUCAAAGUACAUCUUUCGCCUCGUGCAGUAGCACGCAAGGAGAUCGUCGACUUUGCAGGUCCACCGCCCGCGAAGAGAUCUAGAGCUUCCUAUAUCAUCCCUGGACCGAAGCGCAGUCUCACCUUCUACCAGACAGCAACAGACGAGCGUGAAGGUGCAGCCGGCGUCCCGCUCAGUGCUGUUCUUGUCUUGCGGAAUCUUGCGCGCAAUAUUCCGAGGACGGAUACUGAUGCUGCUGCGAGGCUGGCGGGCGGUGCGUCUUGGGUAGAUCGCCUGUUCAAGCCUGUUGAGCCGCGACUUUUCGACCUCAUGACGCACAAUAAGAGUUUGAUGGUUCAUAUCACGGACCUGAUCUCUGCGAUCAAGAGUUCUUGA